Messenger RNA from Rhipicephalus microplus (southern cattle tick), 4740 nucleotides. It is a transcript of the gene nsl1, whose product is annotated as non-specific lethal 1. The record is from RefSeq and is a predicted model, not a curated record. Gene Ontology annotation, molecular function: histone acetyltransferase binding. Gene Ontology annotation, cellular component: NSL complex. Lineage: Eukaryota; Metazoa; Arthropoda; Arachnida; Ixodida; Ixodidae.
GAGGAUAGCGUUUCUGGGAGGGGGUUCAAGCAAAUGACGCCAUACGGUAUUUUUUUGUUGUCCGUAAGGUAGGGGAAAAUGUCCGCCAUUCGUAGUUCGCGGUGGCGUUGAUGUUUGGUGCGCGCGAGACCGCCAGGCGAUGUGAUCUAGUGGCACUGUGGUGUUCCAUUCGGCGAGGCCCGAGCGUGUCGCUGUUUGAUAUGCGGUGCUUUGUGGUGCGCUUCGUCGUAGGCAUCGAGCGCUGGAUGGCAACCUAACUGCGGUUGAAAGGGACGUGUCUGUCACGUGGUUGGCGUUUUUCUUUGUUUGCCCUUUCGGGUAAGUUGGCUACACCUGGAUGUGGGUUGUGUGUGCAUCGCUCGUCGCAUGAGAUGGGACCGAACGGGUGAGUCGGCAAGAGCAGCGGCUGGCGGUGGUGUGAGGCGCUCGCAUGGGCUCACCGCUGCCGCCCGCAUGUUGUCGCCGGUGCCGUUCAGGAUAUGUUGCAUAGCAGCGAUGGCCCCCGCCCUGACGGAAGCGGCUAGCCAAGCGGAGAGCUUCAGUCUGCCCCCGUGCGGUCACCACCCCGCCUCGCCGCCCUCGGAGCCGUACAAACUAAACCUCUGGGACACCGUGACGGCGUUCGCCAACUCCAAGCUGUUCCGCGCCGCUCAUGCUGCCAUGAACAUGGGCAACGGCAGCUCGCCGCCGCCGGUCGCCUCACCUCGAGGCAGCCCCGAGCUGCUCGAUUUGGCGCGCACGCGACGAGGGGUACUGGAGCGGCGCGCCGAACGACUCGAGCGGCGGCUGCGGAGGUUGCAGCUGCGCCAGGCAUGCCAGCACUCGGCGGGGCAGAUGGCCGCUUUUUUCGAGCACCAGCAGACCUCGCUGGGACUGCCCUGUCUGAUGCCGCAGCGUUUGCUGCACCGCAAGCUAUCGCGCGACGGCGCCGACAUCAAGGCCGAGUUUCUGCUGCAGAGCGAGGACGUCAAGAGCCUGUCGACGGCCGCGCUCGUCAGCCUGGUGCGCAAGCUCGAGGAGUCGCACGGUUCGGCCGCCGCCGCCGACCUGCGGCUGAGUGCGCAGGACCGCGCCGAAGGCGAGCGCGUCUCGGCCGCCCUCCGCGCCACGCUUUCUCACCAGGAGAGGGCCGUCGACUCGGACGCCACCGAAAGCAGCUCGGGAGGCGAAAGCGGAGACGACGAAGGCGAGCCCUCCCUUCGGCGGCAGAGUGCGGCGUGGCGUUGGUCCGUGGACCGUGCUGCCUUGGCCUCUCGCUGGACGUGGCUGCAGGCACAGGUAGCCGAUCUCGAGUUUCGCAUCCGACAACAGACGGAUCUGUGCCGGCAGCUGCGGAGAGCCAAAGGUGACGUGUGCCUCGAAGGCCAAGACCCGCACCAUGCCGACGACGACGACAAGACGGAGGCCAAGCCAAAUGGCCUAGUUCUCUCUGAACUCUUGCCCGGCUGCGCACGGACACGGGCGCUGGCAGCCGGUUUCCGUAAGCGGAAGGUGGUGGUUGCUGCCUCGGCGCUUGUCUCGGCACGCAAGUCGGCCCGUUUGUCAGCAACAGUACAGUGUCCGUGUCGUUCAGUGUGUGGACCCACGUCUCCCGGUGCCGCAGCUGCCGACUUGGCCGCAUCUUCAGCAGAUGGUGGUCUGGCAGUGGAUGGGCCUACCCUGCCGCCACUUGCGCCGUGCUUAAUAUGCGGUGGGCGCUACAACAGUGUUCGAGCAUUGGACACUGAGCUAAUGACGCGUCAAGAAAAGGCAGCGCUGCUCGACCCGGGCUUCCACCCUGUGCUCUCAUUCACCACAGAGAUACCACUGAAGCUGCACUUUGAAAUGCUGCUACGAACAGGAGAACUUCAAAAGCUUGCACUGAGAGCGUCUGCGACAUUAAGGAAAAAGUCUCGCUUGGCCCAAGUGACUGGCCUCACUGUGGACCAGGCACGCAAGAAAAGCAGGAAGCUAGCACAUAAUGCUGCCCAGACUCUUCUUUCGUCAGCAAAAAUGAGGCGGCAUCAUAGUGACAAAAAGCGACCGUAUCGUCGCCACUUGGAUGGCGAGGUGACAACAAGCGAGUCGUGUUAUGAUGGCUCCUUCAGGCGAGUGGAUGGCUCUUUCACUUUUGUGUCAAAGCAGCGAGAACGGCACCGUACCUUCUCCACUGCAUCAAGCGGCAGUUCCAAGGCUGCCUCUCCUGUGCCUUCACCUGCACCAUCACUUGGUGAUUCAUCCCAGCUUCUUUCAGGUGGAGCUCAAAACCGGUCUAUUCUUCAGGAGGUCUUGCGGAAACGCAGAGGUGAAAAUGCAUUUGACAUCAACAACAUAGUGAUCCCCUACAGCAUUGCCUCAGCCACGCGAGUGGAACGUUUGCCCUACAAGGAGAUCCUCACACCAAAGUGGCGUGCAUUAACAGAAGAGGAGCUCAGUGAAACUAUCCAAGACUGUGGAGACAUGCCGGAUGAAGUUGAGGACAUGACUGAUGAGGCGUUUGAGGCUCGACACCAGGUCUGUGAGGAGGAAGAGAAGCAACGAUUCGCAGGACUCCUGUCCAAAGCAGUUAUAACCCAGUCAAAGCCUUCUGGUGGCUCCCAAACACCGCACCACAGGCUGCCGUACGACUCUAUGGAGAGCUCCAUGUCUCCUCCACCUUCUGGCCUGCCCUGCUGUGCCCCAUGCGAAGUGGACCCCUACGAGCCUCGUACCUUCCCAUUGGCACAGGAGGAGUACGAACAAAUGGUGGCAGACUCCCCACAUUUGCUACCUUCGCCAGCUGCAUCGCCUUCCCACAUGGUCACUGACACUUCCCCUCCCCCUCUGGAGCCAGGCCCUCUGGAGUCUGAUACCCCUGGGUCAGGUCCACUAGAACUAGGCCCUCUGGAUCUGACUCCAGAGUUAAGUCCUCCGGAACCAGCCCCUCUGGAGACAGCACCUCUCGAGCCACCAUCUCUCGAGGCAGCACCUCUCGAGCCACUACCUCUCGAGACGCCACAUCACGAGCCACUACCUCUCGAGACACCGCUUCUCGAGCCACCACCUCUUGAGCUACUCGAGCCAGCAGAGGAACCAGAUCCAGGUGGCUUGACUUUCGACCCCAACAGUUAUUUGGUACCUAAGGAUGUUGCACAUCCUGACCCACCAGCUGAGUGCAUGAGUGUUGUGCCCAUGUCGAAUGACGAUCCUGGCUGGACAUCUGAGACGGAAGAGAAUUUUAUUCUCAAGUUGACCAAGAGAUAAUAGACCAAAGUGGCUUCUGGUGGAAAGGGCUCUCCGAGCUCCUUUCAUUUUGCUGCAGUGUGAUGGGACAUCAAAGAAGGAUGGUGGAACGUGUGUGUGUGUGUGUGUGUGUACAUCUUCAAUGCACAGGAUAUGUGUGUUGUGUGUCCACACUGUCCCAUGAAGCCGAGUGACAUGUGACCCGCCAUGAAAAACAUUUGUGGCCUGUUUUCUCUUUGUUUUUUUUCUGUUGUUUUUGUUGUAACUUGUUUUUGUGUAGUGUGUGUGCAUCUUGUAUAUUGCUGUACAUAUAAUAUAUAUAUAUAUAUACCACACACACACUGUCAUGAUGUUGUAUCAUAGACUUGAUUGCCUGAUUAGACGGACAAUAUAGGUUUGCAUUUUGGUCCAAUUUUCUAGCCUCGGUUAGGAAAACAAAUAUAAACGCGCGUGCUUGACAGAAUCUGAUGGGCUGUACAAAGUGGAUUUCAUGCACCUGAGCAUUGUUUUAAUAGCGUGUGGCCAUUCGUAAUUCAGUCAAUUGACAGUUCGAUAGAAGUAAUCAUUUGCGCUAACAUUGUAAGUAACGUUUUAUGAUGUUGGCGUAAGUGUUCGCUUUCCUCUUACUUUGCUUUGCAUUGGCAGUUUGUAAAAUAUGUGGCGUUGAAGACAAAUGCCUGUAUUACCAUUUCAGCUGAUUCCAUUACAUUUGUACAUAUGGUUGAUAGUCACAUAGGUAUUCAAAGGUCUAAUGUAACUGGCACUCCGUGAGUCGCGUUAAUAUGCGGCUCUUCCUCUCCUCCCCCCAAUCUAGACUGCUCUGCAAUAUAGGUUUCGAAAAGAGCAUGGCAGGGAAGUUUGCAUCAUUUGUCGUGGCAUUGUAAUCCUCCUCUGUUUUAUUGUUUUUUCAAGGUGGGUGUAUUCAGAAUUGCAUAAAUUGUUGAAUUUGGGGGAAGCCUUUGUUGCCGGAAUUGCUAACCGCUAUGCUAGUCAUGUGUGGUGGAAGAUGCUAGCUAUGACUUUCUUGACAUCUAUUUCCUGCACCAUGCUUUGUUUAAUGCUAUAUGUCAUGUACUCGGGUCAAAUUUUGAAAUUAAUACUUAAGUAAACUAAGAGUCGAUCUGAGGAAUACCGUUAGCCUCCUCAAAAUCCUAUUGGUUCUGUAUAUCCAAUAAAUACAGAAAGUGUAUCAAGUAACUAUGGGAUUUCAACUGCUAAGCCUAAAUGUAAGCAUGGUGACAUGCCUUCUCAAGCAUUGCCUAAAAUGUUUGAAUCUGGUUUCUGUGCAUUUUUUAUGUGCCCAUCAUGCAAAAUUUGUCAAGGUGAAAUGUGUACAUAAAACAUCCACAAUGUUUAGGAUUGUGUACAUUGCUGUUUCUGCAUCGAAGACACUCUUUUUCUCAUUACCCCUUCACUCCUUUUAUUUCGUGUUCUUCCAUGUUGGAGAGCGUGCAGUUCUUAGCUGACAUUCAGCAGUUACGUUUGACAAUAGCUUUUUCUAGAUUGGUCAAUAAAGAAAACAUGCUGAGCCACCUUUUA